CCGCUGCUGUCAGGAAAAAAGAGCAAAAAAACUGUAAAUGGUGGACUGAAACUGCACUCCUCUUUCGAUGUAAAUUAUUGUACGCAAAAUUAAAAAAGUUCCGUUCGGGUUCGCAAAACAUUUGAUUUUCGGGCGUGCUAGUGCGGUGUACCGGAACUGUAAUACGAAAAUAAAUUACAGCGCAGAACCGCGGACGGGGUUCAAUUCGGCACGGAAGAAACGGGUUAUUGACGUUAGUGGAUUGGUUCCGAAAAUGUAUUUUGUUAUGCGAUCGUGAUCGUAUCGAAUUGAUUCCUGUGUGAUGUAAAAGCAGUGUUCUGAUUGUUCCAAAUAUUCAUCUGUCGGUGUCGGGAGAGAAGAUCAUCGGAAGUGAAAACAGAAGCGGAGAAUCCCUAUGGCGAAUCGUAUUAACAGUGUGGUUUGGUGAAUAUGCCCAUUAGAAGAGAAAUGAUAAGCGAAGAAGUUACUAAGUGAUAAAAAACGUAUAUUCAACGAACGACGACAAUCUAUACAAUGGCACCGGUUUACGAACAGAACGACGUUUUAGGCGCCCUGUGGGAGGAAAUUAUACAAGUGCACUGGAAGUUCCUAGAUGCGGACGAGUCGAUGCAAAAGAUUGAGCAUAGGAGACAAUUAGAAGAACUGAUACUCCAGUACUUAUGUAACAUACCACAUAAUCACAAGUUUUAUCUUCCCCCAACGGUGAGAGUACUUGAAAGUUCAAUCGCAAAGUUAGACGACUUUUCCGCAUACAAAGCAGCUAACGGAUUUGAAGCAAUCAGCCAGUACGCAAAUAACCUGUUCACAAAACCAUGGCGAAAGGAGUACAAAGUGAUCAAGAUGUACUCCGGAUUCUACCAGCACGAAAUAGCAGCCAAUCUGAUGGGAGCGGAAGUGCUGUUCGAGGAAAUGGGUUACCGCACGAUGCCAAACCAAACAUUGGUUCUCGAGGGACCCAUCUGUCCUGACCGGGUUACCAACGUUUCAAAAGAUGCCAUUACGGCUAACGUGGAGUGCCAGAUUAUGAUAAACAUCUAUCGUGGACUGACUGAAAUGUCUCUUCGGGUUAACUGGAGUGAUAUCUAUAAUUUCCGGGAACGCAAUACAAUGGAUAUUGAGCAAUCUAUUCAACUCAUGGCUACACUUAUUCAGGAAAAGCAUCAGAAAACUCAACAAGCUAGGCGAAAAGACUCGUAUGGCAGUACGCUAGCGCCAGCAGUUAGUUCUUGCAAUUCUUGCAAUCCGUAUCAGUUUCAUCCUCACAUGCAACAGCAGCAGCAGCAACCUCCGGCUCCCUCUAUGGCUGUUCCCCCGCAAACACCUCAAAUACCCUUCUGCGGUCCUCAACCCUUGUACAAUACCGUUCCAUGUAGUAUGCAUAGUCAACCACCUAUAGUUUACAGCUAUCAUCAUCACAAUAACUACCAAAGUUACCUGCCGAACUCUCCCUCUCAAGCUCACAUUCACCCAUCGGGCCAAUCCGCUGUGAUGAAUCCCCAUCAACCUCCUCAUCUGGGUACAAUACCCCAUUCUAAAUCUCUGGACCAUUAUCAAAACCCUACCGCAGCCAUGUACAAUCUAACUGCUAGUAUGCAACGGCACUCAAUCGAUCAGGCCUUCGAUUACGCCGCAGCUUCCUCGGCAUCGCACUAUGGUGGACCGAUGGGAAUGGGUCCACCGACAGGAACCUACGAUACAGUUGAUAAUUGCAAUAUCCCAUUCAUAAAUCAUCCCUAUAAUGUUUCUGGGAAUCGGUUUCCUUUGCCCUACAACCUUUCUACCAACCUAGGUCCAUGUAUGAACGGCAUACCAGGAAAGCCAAAUGGAAAUGAACCAUUCUAUCAAGCCAGUAUUAACGGUUACCAUCAGAUGCCGCAAUAUUAUCACCAUCGCAAUAGCAGUAAUGGCCCCAUCUAUGCACCACAAACGCAACCUCAUAGGCAUGCUUCUGACAUUUACAUGAACCAAAACUUCGAUCACUCCGGUACUCAAACUCCUACGUCUAUCUUGAGCAAAAAGAAAACAUCCUACGACGAUUACGAGGUUCCUUCGAUACGAAAUGGCGCAGACGCCAAAAGCCCUGGAGACCUAAUCUACAUUGACACUCGAGAGGAAGCGAAGAAAGAACGAAAGAAAUCCGACCGUGGCGCAAAGAACCCAGACUUGCUGGUAGAUUACGAAAGUGAGAUGCUUCCGGCAGCAUUGGUUGAACGGAAUCAGCAACAGCAUCAUCGUCAUCAUCAAUUGCACCAUCAAACAUCACGGAACUCACGGCAGUCUGAUUUCGAUAGCUAUGAAGACGAGCAACUGCAAUCAGGAGCUAAUCAACGCGCGUCAAAUGUGACCAAGCGUAUUACGAGUAAGAAUCAAGACGGCAUUGGUUCAUAUGAACAGUGGAACUAUGUGUUCCAGAAUUUGGAGAAACAGGGAUACACCAAGGAUUUGGGCGAACGAGGCGACUUCCUAGUUGACGUGGAUGACGAAGAAUACCCUGAAACCUUAAACGCAAGCCGAAACGGUACAUUAAAACGCAGCAGCAAUGAUAAACUGAAAGCGAUGAAACCUAAAUCAGCAGACAAAGUCGAUGGAAUUCGCAUGGCGUCGUCUAAGCAAACCCAAUCAAGUAAGCACGAUCGGGACAACGAACGGAAUGAAGCAGCUGUGCGGAGUGCUCAAAAACCGAUUUCAGUACAAAAAGUUGUAAAACCUUCUAGCAAUAAUCAGACAGAUAAUAGUCACCAGAAAUCCAAUCACAUCAGCAAUCCAACCCACUCCACUAUCGGAGGAACAAUCAAUAGACGAAAUUCCAUCACACGGAAGGUUUCGACUUCUAGCAAAGAGAAUGGAAUAUCUGCGAAUCCCACGUCCGGCUCCAAUGCUACUGGUGGUGGAAUUUUGGUAAAUCAUAACAGUUCUAAUCAUACUUCAGCUUCUACUUCGGGCAAGAAGAAAACGGCCAGCUUCGACACGGCGGCAGCGACUAUCAUCAACUCAGAAGAUAACCGAACCCCUAGCAAUAACGGUUAUGGAAGCCGCAGCGAAUGGAAUUGUGAAUUUUGCACCUUUUUGAACCCUGAGACCAAACGCAUCUGCGAAAUGUGUGCCAAGAGCCGGGAUUUCAAAUUGAGCAGUGAAACAACGACGGCGACCAGCAAUGGAAAAGCGACUUGCGUCUAAUAGAACUCGUAAAAAUUGUGAUCGAAUGAGAACGGACAGAGGAAUUCGAAAAUGAAACGAAACAUUUCGAAAUCGUUAUGACGUGCGGAAAGCAGAAAUUAAUAAUUCGGCCAGCUUACAGGUCACCUAACUAGUCAGAAAUCAAGAAGAAAUAUGUGAAACUUAUUAAAUAUAUAUUGAAAUUGUUAUACAUUACACUAUUUUUAGAUUACCUAAGGCAGAAAAAUCUAAUGUCUAACAUUUGUAGCAAUUUCUAAACUAACUAUUGUAAGCUCAUGUUUCCCCAAUUAUGAAAAUUUUAAUAAAAUAACUUUUCUUUGUUUGCUGUUGACAACUGAA
This is a messenger RNA of Aedes aegypti (yellow fever mosquito), 3516 nucleotides long. RefSeq names its product protein tamozhennic (gene tamo). Gene Ontology annotation, cellular component: cytoplasm. NCBI's taxonomy places the organism in Eukaryota, Metazoa, Arthropoda, Insecta, Diptera, Culicidae. The record is from RefSeq and is a predicted model, not a curated record. The transcript is spliced from 8 exons. The coding region runs from base 514 to 3177 and encodes 887 amino acids.